UUUCAAUAGAUUUCUAAUGGAUCACGUCUGCUGAAUAGUGAUUGUAUAGAAAAUGGGUAUUGACGUGAAGGAGACCGGUGCAACAUUAUGGAAAGUUCUUGGAUUCUCAAUGAACACAAGCAUCAAAUUCAUGAGAAAUCACCCGGUCUUGUCAGGGGUUUCCAUGUUUUUACUUGCACUAUACGUCAUCCUUCCUUCAUUGUUCUUCUUCCUGAUAUACUCCUCGCCGGUUCUUGCUUGUGGUGUAGUAUAUGCCCGAGAAAAGAUGGGAUUGAGUUUUCCAUCUUCAGGAUCAAAGAGUUGUGGAGGAGAAAAGGAUGGUGUUAGAUGUCACUUAAGACAACAAAGAAGUGUUAGACGAAACGCUAGAAUGCAAGUUGAAGAAUGGGACUCACAAACAAGCGAGGAAGAGAAGGACAAAGUUAUCUUGACCUCUCUUUACAAUGACCUUCUCGGUCGUAAACCACAUUUCGAGGAGUCUCCUAAAGCAAUAGAAACAGAAGUUGUAGAAGACAAUGAGAAGUCUGUUGGUGAGGAAGAUUCGCAAAUGUCUUAUGUUAACGUUGAAGAACCAAUGGUUUGCAAUAAGAUCAAAGAAGAGAAAGAAGAGAUGAGGGAGGAGAUGAGCAAUGCUAAUGAACAUUGGGUUUCAGAGAUUGAUAGAGAUAGGAGACUAGAGAGUCUAGUAGCAAGAAGAAGAACAAAACGUCUCUUCAAACUAGCUCUUCAUCAACAUAAUAAGCUUCAAGCUGAGGAAACAGCUAGCCCUACACAUAACAACAACCUUCGUAUUAACAUUCCUGGGAAAAAUAACAACAACCCUUUUGAAAAACGUCGAAACUACUAUCCAUCAGAUGAUGAUAGUACUGUUAUGGGAUUACAAGUUCCCUCCUCAGCACCUUCCGUGAUGUUACAAGCUAGAAACCCUUUUGACAUUCCUUAUGACCCUCAAGAGGAAAGACCUAUUCUUAGUGGAGAUAGCUUUGAUCAAGAGUUUUCAUUUUUAGACCAUAAAGAUAUGUUCUUUUCUCGUCAUGAGAGUUUCUCUCGCUUUGGUGAUCUUUUGUCUCCAGAACAUGCUCAGUGUAUGGACAGUCCAGCUUCUACUUCAGACAUCUCAACAACUAGGAAACGUUUAGAUUUGGAGAAUGAAUAUGAACAAAAUACAAUAGAAGAUGACAAUAAAUGUGUUGAGAGUGGAAAGCUAGAAGUGAAUAAUGAGACAGAUUCAAACAAUGAAGAUGAUGAUGAUGAUUCAAGCUGUUCAGAAGAAAGUGAGUCAGAACACAACCGUUUCAACAAAGCAGAACUCAGAGAAGCUAUUAGCCACACCAUGGAUAACUAUCCUAGUUUUCUUGUGAAUCAAGCAAGAAAUAACAUCCCAAGCCCGUUACCUAGAGGCUUAGCACCGCCAAAAAUUGAUGAUAACAAUAUGUUUUAUGCUCGUAGACGCGAACAUUCGCAUAGUAGAACAUUCUCCAUGGCCUCAGAUAUGCAAGUUGAGGUUUCAGAGAUUGGUUCACCUCCUACUACGGUUGAUUGGCUUGAUGAAUGGUCUAAUGACGGGGAGUCCUAUAUUUAUGAUACUGAUAUUGAUAGAGAAGUCAUACGCCGUGAAGAAUCAUGCAAGAGUGUCUCUAGCCAAUGUCAAUCAAAAGAGGAUAAUAGUUGGCUAGAGACUAAACCAGUGGCAGAACACCUAAGAAUGGCUGAUGAUAUGUAUACAAGAAGUCAAGCUGAAGAGGAUUUUGACCAGAAAUUUUCUAGUUUGAGUGAUGUUUCUAAGCCAACAAGAGGUUUGUUGUUCCAUACAAGCGUGUCAUUGUCGUCUAUAACAGAAGAACCUGAAACAAUAUUUGACUCGGUUGAUGGGGGAACCUCAGAGAAUAUGAACAUCUUGACUACAAAUUUAGUUGACCAAAUAUCUCCAGAUUCAUCCACGAUGAAGUUUCUUGAUGAGGAAGUUAUUGAUGUGCAACCAUUAGAAAAUAAUGAUCUUUGUGGAUCUCCUAAUAUUAUGGAUUCAGAUAUCAUUCAUCACCAGCAGAAAGACCAAAUAUUGAAUAGUAUUCAAGGAGAGUAUGAUACAAAUCAGAUCCAUAUGAAGAAUGAGAACACAAACCGAAAGGAAUAUGAGGCAGCUCAGAGCUUAUUGGAUGCUUCUUUGGACAUUCCGUAUAUAGAAUCAUUUGAAAGAGAGAAGAAUGAAAAAGAAGAAGAAGAAGAACCAGAGUUAAAUGAUUUUAGGAAAGAGGUAACAAUACAAGCAGAAAAUAAGGCACUUCAAGGUGACUUGAAGAGUUCUCCAUCCCAUGUUCUUACAAAACUACUAGAAAGUGAGGCCACGGUAGAGAACGGUCUGGAAUUAGGUAAAAGUACUGAUGUGUAUGCAAAGCCAAUUGAGCUAGAGAAAACACAUGACGACGUCUUGGAAGCAUCUUCGAGCCAUUCUUCACAAUUACUUGAGAACUACGGAGAUGCAGAAAAUGGUAGUGAUUUGUUUCUUCUACAAGUUCAAGACUCUAAUAACUCAGCAUUGGAUGAGUCAAGUGAACAUCCACUCUCUAAUGAAGUAGAAAGUUCACGAUUAUCGAAAGAUAUUUGUGGUGAAUCAGCCCAAGUUUUCAACAAUAUAACGAAUGUUGAGGAAGAAUCAACAGUUUCAGAAGGGACUCAUAACUCACAAGGUUCAAAACCAUGGACUCAACAGCACUGUACUGAUUCUUUCGAAAGAAUAUCAGCAAGAACAUUAGAGAUCACCCAACAAGCAGAGCAUGAUGCUAUUUAUCCAAACAAAGUCUCUCAAGAUAUUACUGAAGAUAUAUUUGCUGCAUCAGCCAAGGACUCAACUGCUAAUAAGAAGAAUGACGAAGAGAAACUAAAACCUGAUGAGCAAGUUAUAGAACAAGCUGUGGAAAAGGAAUUAGAGCUUGAUUUACAAUCAAUGCACCAUAACACUGGUUUAGUCUCUAAAGAAGACGAUGAAGAAUCCAAGAAAGUGAAUGGGGGCAGUGCACAAGGCCGAGACCACGACAACAAAGACAGAAACAGAGACUUAGGUUAGUCACGUAAUUCAUAUUCGACAUAGUUAUGAGGGACAAAUAGGUUCAUAUUCAUUUUUAUAACCAAAUGUUUAUUAUUUUGCGGAAGACACACAGAUCAGAUAAUUUUUUUUAUAUAUGUUUAUUACUAUUUUGUUAGCUUCUGUUAUUAUCAAUGAAAAACGCAGGGCAAUUAUGUAUUAUAUGAUUAAAAUAUCUGUUGAAAGAUUAGUUGAAAUAAACUAAGUUGGAUAUCAUUUUUUAAAAGUACAUUUAAUCAAAAAUACUUACCAUUUGAGUUUAGUGAUUAUUGUUUAAGAUUUUGUAUCUAAGGUGUGGGGUUGGGUUUAUAAUAUUUUAUAAAUAAUUUAUAAAUAUUUACAAAUAAUUUAAGAGGAUUAAUAUUAUCUUUUUCAUAAUAAAUUUAAGGUAUUUUGAAAAUGGUUAUCAUUUAAAGGUAAAUAUCAAAUUUGAGGUAAAGUUACAGAAUCCCUAGUAGUUAUUUAUAGCAAAACAAUGCACUGAACCGUAGAUAGAAUUGAACCCAAACAAUGAACAAAAUAAAUUAGUAAGGAUAUAUAUCUUUGGUCAUGCAGAGAUACAAAACUGGAUAACAAAUUAUUGUCAAUAGAUUGAUUGCAUUGUUCUCAAACAUUUGUUAUAACUUCAAGUGGUUAUUCAAUGCAUAGUUUGGUUGAUUGAGACAAACAAUAUUGAAAAAUACCAUAAUGCAUGAUGCAUAAGUUAUUCAAUAAUUAAACGACAACAUUUGAAUACUAGAGAUGACCAAUUAAGUUUGUGUCUUUUUGAAC
This is a messenger RNA of Brassica rapa (field mustard), 3853 nucleotides long. RefSeq lists its product as uncharacterized. Lineage: Eukaryota; Viridiplantae; Streptophyta; Magnoliopsida; Brassicales; Brassicaceae. The record is from RefSeq and is a predicted model, not a curated record.